CAAACGACAACGAAAAAACGUUAAAACAGUAGCGGAUCCCGCAGCCACUUCUCCAUCCAGUGCCGAUGACGAGUUGCCUUCUAACUCUCCUCCUUCUUCUUCUCUUUCACCUUUCAUUCAUUCCAGUGUUUUCCUCUUUCCCAAAUACGACGCUUCUCUUACAGGAUGUCUUGAAGGAGAUCUCAGUGAAGCAGAAGUGGGACUUGGACGCCAUUAAAGUCUCCAGAUUGGACCUCAGGAAGCUUAGGUUUGGGACCUCUAACCGGUACGAGUUCCGAGUCGGAAUCGGAAAGACUCACUUGUCGGCCAUAUUCUCCGAUGAAGUAUCGUCCUGGAACAACUUCAGGAAUCCGACAGCCGAUUUGGGUUCUCUACUCGAUGAAGUUCGCUCUUUUGCUCUACUCGACACCUUCAAAUUGGAGGGUCCUUUUGAAUUGCGAGUCGGCGAUUCCAAUUAUUCUUCCCUGUUAUUGCCGAUGAACCGUACACAUGCUGGGUUUAAUCGGAUUCUUGUUGGUGAAGGCAUCACAAUCGAAGUAAGAGGUGCUCAAGAAGUCUCCGCCUUUCAGGCAUCUGAUUUCAGUUCGACCGUGAAUGUAAGCCACGAGAUUGGGAACGGGAAAACCGAGUUUUGGCCCAUUCGGCAUUCAUUUUGCGGAGUGCUAGUUCAAAUUCAAGUCUUUGGAUCUGCAGCAUUGGCAGCAUACAGGACUAAAAACCCUGAUAAUUGCAUUAAAACCAAACGUAUCUCGAAGGAGACGAUUGAGCUUCUGGCAGAGAAGUGCUAUGGUAAUAAUAUACACAAGAAGCGAAAUUGCCCUGUGGAUUCCUUGGGUUUGAGAAUAGCGAUGCUUGAGAAAGUUCUGAGAAGCUAUUUUGGUGAACGCCUAAACGGUACAGUUGGCCUUUUUCGAGGAAAAAUCAGCGCUUUGGCUCUUAUCCGGUUCCAGCUUGAGCUGGAAAUGGAUUCUAGAAGCAAUGAUACUCAGCAAGCCAAAGCAAGUUGGAGAACAAGACCCUCUGUUGAAAGGGUUUGGUUUGAUGUAUUGGCAAGAGUUGAAGCAGAGAGGUUGAAGCUCCUUGUGGCUAAGGAGACAAAUCCUUCCUUUGUAACAGAUACAGCUGGAUGGAGUAAUUUGUCGAAUAUCUCCUUUACGAAGUUCCCAUCUCUUCUUGUUCCUUCUGAGGCUUUAACAUUGGAUGUCAAAUGGUAGAUGCACACAUGACAUAGAUCCCAAGAUUCAGCACACUCAGCACAGACAACAGCCAA
Molecule: messenger RNA, 1270 nt
Organism: Morus notabilis
Lineage: Eukaryota; Viridiplantae; Streptophyta; Magnoliopsida; Rosales; Moraceae
Exons: 4
Coding region: 66-1214 (382 amino acids)
Source: RefSeq, a predicted model, not a curated record